Molecule: messenger RNA, 1796 nt
Organism: Neltuma alba
Lineage: Eukaryota; Viridiplantae; Streptophyta; Magnoliopsida; Fabales; Fabaceae
Product: homeobox-leucine zipper protein ATHB-6
Exons: 3
Coding region: 516-1412 (298 amino acids)
Biological process (GO): positive regulation of DNA-templated transcription
Cellular component (GO): nucleus
Molecular function (GO): sequence-specific DNA binding; DNA-binding transcription factor activity, RNA polymerase II-specific
Source: RefSeq, a predicted model, not a curated record
AUUGUGAACUGCUUCACACUCCACACGUCCUUCCUCCCCUCCCCACUCUAUCUCUUUCCAUUUCCUUCCUCUCUUUGUCCUCAUCUUAAAUUCCAAUCCCUGUGUUUGACUGUAUAGCGUGUUUGUGCUGUGGUAAAGGCGUGGGCUUGAGCGCUCUGAACAAUUCAAACACAAACGUUGCUCUUGCUUCUAUAUUGGCUUUGUUUUCUGCUUUUGAUGGGUAAAGACGGAGACGAAGUGCUGAUAAAGAAGGAAGAACACCUGGGAAUCUGUACACAAGUCUUCGCUCCACAGUACUGUCCAAAUUGGUGCUGUUUAAGACAAGAGACUUCCUUUUCAACGGCUCCUUUUAAGUGAACCCCCACCCCCUCUUUUGUCUUCAGCCUUUUCUUGAGAUCUUAAAGAUCCACUUAAUACUUUAAUUAACCCACACAGUAAAGAGAAAAGAGGAUCUCAAAAACGCCCUGAGAUCUAAUAAGAUCUCCGCGAAGUUAUUCAUAUUUCGUCCAGCGAUCAUGAAGAGACUUGGCAGCUCAGAUUCUUUGGGCGCUCUCCUGCCCAUCUGUCCAUCCACAGAAGAACACAGUCCGAGGAACAACAAUCGCGCUUACAGUAGGGACUUCCAAUCCAUGUUCGAGGGGCUAGACGGAGAAGGAUGUGUGGAAGAAUUGGGCCACCCGACGGAGAAGAAACGCCGUCUGACCGUGGAUCAAGUGAAGGCUUUAGAGAAGAACUUCGAAGUAGAAAACAAGCUUGAACCUGAGAGGAAGGUGAAGCUUGCCCAAGAACUCGGAUUGCAGCCCAGGCAAGUGGCUGUGUGGUUCCAAAAUCGUCGAGCCAGAUGGAAAACCAAGCAAUUAGAGAGAGACUAUGGCGUCCUCAAAGCCAAUUAUGAUGCUCUCAAAAUUAACUACGAUGCCCUCCAACAAGACAAUGAAGCCUUGCUGAAAGAGAUUAAAGAACUGAAAUCUAGAUUGCAAGAUCAAGAGAAGAGUGAAGACGUGUCAUUGAAAGGAGAGAUGAAGCAGCCUAAGUCGGAGGAGAAAGCGAUGGGAGUGGGAGUGGGUGCGGGUGCGGAGCCUCCUGAAACGGCCAUUCCUGGGGUGGAGUCCGAAGACCUAAAUUACGAGUGCUUCAUCAGAAACGGCGUCGUAGGAGGUUGCUCACUCUUCCUGGCAGACUUUAACAAAGACGGCGCUUCGGACAGCGACUCGAGCGCAAUCCUGAACGAAGAUCCAAGCUCUCGUUCCUUGAAAUUCAACUGUUCUUCAUCGUCGUUUCAGUUCCAGAAGACGUGCCAGACUCAGACUCACUACGUGAAGAUGGAAGAGCACAACUUCUUCAGCACAGACGAGGCCUGCAACUUCUUCUCCGACGAACAGGCCCCCACCCUCCAGUGGUGCUGGAGUUAAAAAUAGAUGAAUGAACAAAAAGACAGUGUCAUCGUUAUCGUCCAAUUCAAAAGGCGGGUUGAAUCUCAAGUGACGAACAGAUCAAUAGCUCAAGAAUUUUGUAAAAAUGGGAAGGGAAUGCAGGAGAUGGAGGUUAUUGAAGGUGGGAUGAGAAAAAUUGUGAGGGGAGAGAGAGAAGGGAGAAAGCAUGGAGGUGGGGUCAGAUAUGAAAUGCUGACGAAAGAGGUUAAUUAUGAUCUCCAAGCCGCGCGGGUGGGGUGGAUAUAUGAAUAAUGAAUAAUCAUUAGCUCGUAAUUAAAUCCAUCUAUCUAUGCUGUAAAAAAAAUCUUUCCAUAAUUAAUUCCUGUUCUUAUGGGUUAAUAAUUAUGAUCACAUUAAUUUCUA